AUGGCAAUCAAACUAAAUAUGGAGAAAGCAUUCGACUUUAUAGAAUGGGAUUUCUUGUUUGCAAUAAUGAAAGCCUUGGGAUACAGUAACAAGUGGAUCAAUCUCGUCAGAGAGUGUAUAACAACGGCAACCUUCUCGGUACUCAUAAGCGGCUCCCCUCGAGGCUUUUUCAAAGCCGAAAGGGGACUCAGACAAGGUGAUCUAAUCUCACCCUUCCUGUUCAUUCUAUGCACUAAAGUCCUAUCAAGACUAAUUGCUAGAUCAGAAGCCAUGGGCACCUUGAAAGGACUCAAAGUCAGCAGAAAUUGUCCGCCAAUCUCACAUCUUCUCUUCGCAGAUGAUCUUAUCAUUUUUGGAAAAGCUGAAGAAACCGUAGCAAGGAACAUAAGCAGAAAUCUGGAUAAGUACCAGGAAUGGUCAGGCCAAUGA
This is a messenger RNA of Carya illinoinensis, 429 nucleotides long. Its product is annotated as secreted RxLR effector protein 78-like. Bases 1 to 429 code for a protein of 142 amino acids. The transcript has a single exon. The record is from RefSeq and is a predicted model, not a curated record. Lineage: Eukaryota; Viridiplantae; Streptophyta; Magnoliopsida; Fagales; Juglandaceae.